CUAAAUUAGCAAAACACCUUUGUUUUCUCAUGAAAUUACACCAUUUGCCACUGAACUACACCGGUAAACCAACAAGUCCGGCGACAGUGACGGCAUUUGGAUUUUCAAUUUCCCUCCCCCAAAAAAUAUUUAGCAGUUUCGUCUUUCGUGAAUUUCCCAAUGUUGCACGAGCUUCUUCUAGCUCUCUUAGGCUUCACCGGCGAUCUCAUCGUCGACGAGCGUGAGCAACGGAAAACCCUAGGCCUCGCUUUCAACUCCGAUUCACCUCUUUCUGAUGAAUGUACAUUCAAACUCGCUCCUGACAUCUCCUUCAUCGAACCCAGCGAAAGGGACUUGAUCGAAAGGUUGAUCAAGUUAGGGUUCUACUAUCGAGAACUCGACCGGUUUGCGAAGAAGUCUCGCAAUUUGAGCUGGAUUAGGUCUGUGACCAGUGUGCAUCCGUUGGAACGGGCUGAUGAAUUGUCGAAGCAGAGUAGAGAGAAGAAGCCUAGCGUGUACCGUAGAGCCAUUGCUAAUGGAAUUGGGGAGAUUCUUUCGGUCUAUAGAUCUGCGGUUCUUCACAUUGAACAGAAGCUAUUGGCGGAGACUACGCCUAUUCUGGCUACGGUUACAGAGGGGCUCAAUAAGUUUUUCGUUCUUUUCCCGCCCCUGUAUGAGGUAAUUCUUGAGAUUGAGCGUGAUGAUAUUCGUGGAGGGCAGCUUCUUAAUGUAUUGAAUAAAAGAUGUCAUUGUGGUGUGCCUGAAUUGAGGACUUGUCUCCAAAGGCUUCUUUGGAAUGGACAUCAGGUCAUGUAUAAUCAGCUUGCAGCUUGGAUGGUCUAUGGCAUUCUUCAGGAUCCUCAUGGAGAAUUUUUCAUCAAGAGGCAGGACGAUGGUGAUUUAGAUCAUCGCUCAUCUCAGGAAGAAGUAUCUGAAAAGUUGGCUCGUACCUCAGUUCAUGAGACAUCUUUAACUGAUUGGCACUCUGGAUUUCACAUUUCUUUGGAUAUGUUACCUGAUUAUAUUCCUAUGCGCCUUGGUGAAUCAAUUCUUUUUGCGGGGAAAGCCAUAAGGGUUUUGCGAAAUCCCAGUCCUGCUUUCCAGUUCCAGAAGGACAAGAGUUUUCAGCAAACAAUGCGUGGCUCCCAGAGAAUUCGAGGAUUUAUGCAUAGUGAUUUCCCUGAAACAGAAACUGAGUUAGAUGCAGAUCUUACAGGGGGAGAGUUGCUUCCACAAUCUGAGGCAGAUAAGAUUGAAGCUAUGCUCAAAGAUUUAAAGGAAUCAUCUGAGUUUCACAAGAGAUCAUUUGAGUGCACUGUUGAUUCUGUUCGAGCAAUAGCAGCCAGUCAUCUUUGGCAGCUUGUCGUUGUGCGUGCUGAUCUCAAUGGUCAUCUUAAAGCUCUGAAAGAUUAUUUCCUCUUAGAAAAAGGAGAUUUCUUUCAGUGCUUUCUGGAGGAGAGUCGUCAGUUGAUGCGUUUGCCACCUCGCCAGUCAACUGGAGAAUCUGAUCUUAUGGUACCGUUUCAGUUGGCUGCAACAAAAACCAUUGCGGAGGAAGAUAAGUAUUUCUCUAGGGUAUCCCUACGGAUGCCUUCAUUUGGAGUCACAGUCAGAUCUUCUCAAGCUGACAUGGUGAGAUCUAAAGUAUCUCUCACCGGGAAGGCAAAUCUUACAUCAGACACCUCUGUGGAUGGCUGGGACGCUAUUGCUCUGGAGUAUUCUGUUGAUUGGCCCAUGCAACUGUUUUUCACUCAAGAAGUGCUUUCUAAGUAUCUCAAGGUGUUCCAAUAUUUGAUACGGCUAAAGAGAACUCAGAUGGAAUUGGAGAAAUCAUGGGCUUCUGUAAUGCAUCAAGAUCAUAUAGAAUCUGCUCAACAUCGAAAAGAUGGUUUAAACGGAUCAACAUCUCAACAAAGACGACAAGGAAUACGACCCAUGUGGCGUGUUAGAGAGCACAUGGCGUUUUUGAUAAGGAAUCUUCAGUUUUACAUUCAGGUUGACGUGAUAGAAUCUCAAUGGAAGGUGUUGCAAACUCACAUCCACGAUUCUCAAGAUUUCACUGAACUCGUUGGCUUCCAUCAAGAGUACCUCUCCGCUCUUAUCUCUCAAUCUUUCCUCGACAUUGGUUCCGUCUCAAGGAUACUUGAUAGCAUCAUGAAACUAUGUCUCCAGUUCUGCUGGAACAUUGAGAAUCAAGAAAGCAACCCAAACACUUCAGAACUUGAAAACAUAGCUGAGGUGCGUUAUCUUUUCACUGUAAUACUCAUACAAAGGUAACAAUGGUCUCUCAUAAUUUUUUAUCUUGCGGUUUAAGGAAUUCAACAAGAAGUCAAAUUCCUUGUACACCAUACUGAGAAGCAGCAAACUCGCCGGGAGCCAGCGAGCCCCGUUCUUGAGACGUUUUCUUUUACGUCUAAACUUCAAUUCCUUUUACGAGGCAACUGCAAGGGGCGUGUUAAACGUUGUCCGACAACGCCCAGCGCUUCCAUUGUAAAAUGCCAGACAGUCCUGGUGGAAGAAUCUCGUUCCGAAGCUUUUUCAGACAUGAGCUGAUCCGAAGGUUUAAUGCAACAACUAUGACACGAGAAGAUAGCAUUUGUCUGAUCCUCAAACCAGGAUGACAUGACGCCACCAAUGGAAUAUACAUAAAUAUAUGUGGACAGAGUUCGUGCUCACACGCCUUUCCUUUGUAAGAAUCUGUGUACUGUGCUCCGGCUUUCACAAGAAUCUGUUUAGUGCUGUGUUUAAUUCGUGCUUUAUAGAUGUAAUACUCUGUAAAUUAUGUAGAUGUGGUUUCUUUAAUCAUUUUUAACAAUAUGAUAAGCUUGAUGACGUGAUUUGCAAAAAUUUCUAUAAUCAAGAGUCUUCAGUUAGUGAUUUAUGAACAG
Messenger RNA from Arabidopsis thaliana (thale cress), 2867 nucleotides. RefSeq names its product GAMMA-TUBULIN COMPLEX PROTEIN 4 (gene GCP4). Lineage: Eukaryota; Viridiplantae; Streptophyta; Magnoliopsida; Brassicales; Brassicaceae. Bases 160 to 2256 code for a protein of 698 amino acids. The record is from RefSeq and is marked reviewed. Gene Ontology annotation, molecular function: gamma-tubulin binding. The transcript is spliced from 15 exons. Gene Ontology annotation, cellular component: microtubule cytoskeleton; spindle pole; microtubule organizing center. Gene Ontology annotation, biological process: microtubule nucleation; microtubule cytoskeleton organization.